AAAAAGCAGGGAAGAGGAGCGUCGGGCGAGGCGCGACCCGUCGCGUUGCGUAACGCGGCACCUCCCGCGGGUUAAUUCGCCGCAUAAUCCGCUCGCGCGAUACAAUUACGGCGGGGAGGAAGGACAAAGUUCAAUUACCGCGUAAUGAGAUUCGUCGGGCGACGCUCGGUACACGGGGCGCGCGUCACGUGGCUCUGCGCGUGGAAACGUGCGCGGCGCGAUGACACUCGUCGCGAGCGAGAACGCGGGGAGCUUCGAGUGGCGUGCGCGCGAUAAGUUUGAUAACAGUCGAUUCCUCCUCGGUCCUUCGAAAAGCGUGAAUUGCGCGGGUCUCCCGGUGUCGAUCGAUCUCGGUUCCGCGCGAGACUCGAGGAUGGAACGGAAUUUGGUGAAGACGUUGGACGACACGUACGAUCAGGAAGGUAUCGUCGGAUGCAUCCUGGCCGAUCACGCUGGUCUCUGUCUAGGAGUUAAGGGUGACGCGUCGAGCGACAGUGCCGGGCUGAUAGCGGCCAUAGCGGAUCUGGUCGCGAAGCUCGAGCCGAAAUCCGCGUCGCCGAUUAUAUCGCUUCAAAAUGACGACAGGCAGUGCAUUAUACUUCGCAAGGAAUCCGUAGUCGGUGCCAUAUAUAAAGAUAUAUCGACCUGAAAUGAUGUUGUAUACACGGCUUAUUUAUAUGCGAAAGUCAUUUUUUUACAAAAAUAUUUUAAUUACUAAACAUAAGUGUAAGCGCAAGUUGUUAAUAAAACAAGAAAUGUAAAACCAGUUUUCGUCGCAGGAACUUGUGAGCAACAUUAUCUAGUUGUAAAAAAAAAAUAACCAUUUAUAUAUGACCUUUUCACAUUUUACAAGAUCUCGCGAUGAAUCUGUAGUUGAUUUGUACACAUCAUAAAUAAAGUAAUUUACAGUA
Vollenhovia emeryi is the source of this 911-nucleotide messenger RNA. It is a transcript of the gene Lamtor5, whose product is annotated as ragulator complex protein LAMTOR5 homolog. The coding region runs from base 221 to 649 and encodes 142 amino acids. Gene Ontology annotation, molecular function: guanyl-nucleotide exchange factor activity. Lineage: Eukaryota; Metazoa; Arthropoda; Insecta; Hymenoptera; Formicidae. Gene Ontology annotation, cellular component: cytoplasm; lysosome; Ragulator complex. The transcript is spliced from 4 exons. Gene Ontology annotation, biological process: cellular response to amino acid stimulus; positive regulation of TORC1 signaling. The record is from RefSeq and is a predicted model, not a curated record.